GUUGAAAUGAGACUCUUUUUGUAGUCAGAGAGAAAAUCACAAUGAGCAAACAUGCAGCAGGAAGAGUAAUGACAUUGAACUCUUGCCGAACAUCGAUCACUUUACAAAUUGAAUGUCUUUGAAAGAAAAGUGAUUCAUUCUUCUUGAAUUUAUUAAUUAUAUCAUUAUGAAUAAGUUGUAGAAUGGUUCAUUUGAUGAUGAGAGUAGCUGUAGCUAAUAUGAGAGUACCAAUAACAAUAAUAAAUGAAAGAAUAUGACGAGAAGAUUUUAGUUCAACAGUAGAGACAGUUGAAAAUUUUCGAUGAACAUUAUGAGUGUUUAAUCUAUUACACGAAACUAGAAGGAAUCAGUAUUUAUGCAUCACAGAACAAACUUUUCUGUCUUGAUCGAUGGAUAUUUUCGUUUCGUACGAAUAUGAUAAAUUAAUUGUAGGCCAUAAAAAAUCACUAUCAACACAAAUAGCAUAACACCGGCUGUAAUAACUUGUUUGCCACUACUUGACACUAGGGUGUGGGUGUGGGUGUGGGUGCGGGGUAUGGGUGUGGGUGGGGUGUGGAUGUGUGGGUGUGGGUGUGGGUGGGUGUGGGGUGUAGGUGUAGGUGUGGGUGUGGGUGUUGGUGUGGGUGUGCGUGUUUUCUCUCACGUUCAUAUCCACACCCACACCCACACCCACACCCACCCACAAAUAGAAAGAUUUAAGUGUGCGUCGAUAGUUGUCUCAUUGCUUUGUUCUAUCAAUUCAACUGAACUAGAUUUAGAAGUAGGACGAAUAUAACUAUUUUAGUUUGCGUACGCAUGUAUUUGUGUCCUACUUCUAUAGUAUAAUUUGACAAAGUGGAAUAAAUGAUGAUGCGAUAUGCACAAGAAAAUCAACGUUUACAAUUACAAGACUAAUAAUAAUAGCAGAAAAAUGAUGAAUCUCAUAGCUGUAGUAAUUUUUCUUCUUCUUCUUUUUUUCUUCGUCCGGUGUCUCGACAUGAAAUUCAUCGAGAUUGACGCAUUUAUUAACGUUAUUUAAAAUGGUAUCCUCUCAUUUGUGAACAUAAAAUCGAAAACUCAAAGUUUAUUAAAUUAAAUUAUACUUCAUUUUUUAAUUAAUUUGAAUUUUUCCGAUUCAAAGUGAUUGACAGUGUCAAAUUUUCGGUUUUGAAUUCGCUAAAAUUCAUUUCUUGAAAAGAACUCCGAAAAUCAAAAUCGUUUGCUUUUAUUAUUUAAUAGUUUUUACUAAAACGAAUUUCAACAACCAUUUUGUUUGAAGAAUUAAAAUUUGUAGAGUUCGCUCCUGUUUUCUACAUUAUUUCUAUAUUUUUUAGGAAGGUGUAGAGUUCGCUUGAUAUAUACUUACAAGGUAUCGAUGUAUUCAGCUCUUAUUAGUAGAGUGCGCUAAACUACGUAGUGCUCUUCUUCUUUCUCUAAACUAAGUGCCAUAUUUAGAGUUCAUUAGACCGAAUUACCAAUAUGAAUGUCAUAAGCCUGUUUUCGUAUUGGAACUCUAUUUAGUUUCUAUAAUCACAUAAGAUCAACACCCCAUUGAAAAGGAACUAAUUGAAACCCAAGAAUAUAAUUAUUCAGCAACGAAAACUGUGGAAAAAUUGUAAACAGGACAAAAUUUAGGCGUUGAUAUUCGAGUUCUUUUCAAACUAGCAUCCACCGAGGUCACACUUUGAAUAGAUAUUGAAUCAUAUUUGUGGAACAUUGGAGAAACAAUUCAAAAUCUUCCUUCGAUCUUCAUGAAAACUUUCUUAUUUUUCGCCCCUUGCUCGAGCUAUAUUAGGGUUCGUUUUUUAAUACAAGAAUUAAGUAAAUCACCUUCCUAAAAGCGGGUGUGGGUGUGGUUGUGAUUGUGAGUGUAGGUGAGAAGAAUGGUAACAUCCAUAUCCCAUACUCACCCACCGACAUCCACUCCCACGCCCACACUCACAGCCUUUUUAAGCUCAUUUCGGUCUAUGGUGAAAAUGUCUUUCACAGUUUGUGGGGCAGGCUGGAGGAUUCACUUUUCUUGCUAUAUCAUAUAACACUCAUGAGCAAUCGUUCUUUUGCAAUAAGUGCUGGUUGUUUCGGAACUAAAAAACAGAAAUCUAUGCGAAGAGACUGAACGAAACAAGAUUGUAUAUACUGUGAAUGUGGAUUAUAUUCGUUUCGAAGUCGUUCCGUGCUCAAAUUCUAUCUCUUUCUUCGUACGCAUCAGAGUUGGAACCGGUCGUUAUACCGGCCGGUAACAGAAAUUUCUAUACCGGCAAAAUAUCGGCAUAAAAUCGGUGCUUACUAGUAGAAUAGAGGUCACUUAUCGGUUAUAUAUUACAUGAUUUCAAAUGAAAUUUGAGUACAAUCUCAAGUCAUCUUUCUCUUCAAAUAUACACACAUCAAUACUUGUGAUGCUUUUGAUCAUUGAAUAAUACAAGAAAAGGAGUGAACAUUGAAGAAUCUUAUGAAAAUCCCGCCGAAAAUGGUAUUCUAUUUCGAAUGCUGUACCGAUUCAGUACAAUGUUUAUAGCGGAUCGAACAGGUCUCGCUGGUAUACCGAUUUGAUUCCAACUCUGCUACGAAUAAUGUCAAAACAUAUCUCCUUCUCUUUAUUCAUUCGAUUUUUUAUUUGUGUCGAGACACAAUCAGAACGCUAAGAAAAAUUUUAUUGAAUUAUUAAAACCUUCAAAUCUGUUCAAAUAUUUGCUUUGUUUUCUCAUACAAAUCUAUACUAGUAAAAUGCUUCUCAACGCAUACUCCAUCUUUUGCUUUGUCGAAAGAUAAAAUAGAAUACAAGCCAAGAUGUAUCUUGUGCUUUAUCAUCCUUAUAUCUCUCUUUGUCUACUGUUGAUAGAAACACAAUCGUUAGUUUUUACGUUUCAGUCGAGAAAGAAAUGGCUUCAAAAGAGAACUUGAUAGUAGCUGUUUUGGGCUUGGGCGGCAUGGGUACCGGAAUCGCUGAAAACAUAUUAAAAAAUAGUUAUAAACUCGUUGUUUGGAAUCGAACUCAAUCGAAAACAAAAGUAUAUGUCUUAUCUUUGUGGGUGUGGGUGUAUUAAAGAGAAGAUACCUACACUCACACCUACACCCACACCCACACCCAGAUCUAUGUUAAAACAUAUAUGAAAAUUUACCUGUAAGAAGUUCGUUUAUUCAAGUAGUAUAAAUGUUUUUCUUUUGCUUUUCGUUUGUGUAGAGAUAUGGCGAAGAAAAGAAAAAUGGGAUGGGAGAGACGGUAAGUGCAGAAAGAAUUUGUUGAGAGCUAGCAGGAUGUAUAUCAAAUUAUUUUAAAGGAAGAGGUCCACGUUUUUUCAUUCUAUGACCCUUUGUCUUCAAUAAAAAGAACGAUUCUUGCUGAGAAAAAAUGAAAAUUUUCUUAAAGUGGGGUGUACAUGCAUAUUUUCUGCGUCGCUAAGUCUCUGUGUUUUCUUUGAGAUAAGAUCGAAUGAUAAAACAAUACGAAAACUUUUUAUGACUUAUUUUAACAACUAGAGAAUAGAAAAAAAGAGUUUUCAAAUAUGUAUGCCUUCAUAGUUGAAUUGGUUUUUAUGAAAUUUAAUGGGUGUGAGCGUAGUUCAAGAGAUGACCUUCACUGACAACCGUACUGAUACCUACAUCUUUUGUUUUUUUUCUUUAAUGCUGUAUAGAUAGUUGUAUUUUUUGUAGCUUUUUUCGGAAUCAUUUAAAAAAAAACAAACAGAGUCAAAGCCAACUGGCAAUCGUUCUACUACGGGGAACGUGAAAUCUGGAUCCUAGCAUCAAAGACUCACAUCCUAUUUCAAUGCGGAACUUUUAAUCUGAAUUUGGAAAAUAAAAUUUGAAUGAAUUUCUACUAAUACCUUGCAACAAAUAUUCAACCUCAUCCUACAAGUGCACAAUUUAAUAUGAAAAGUCAUUUUUAUUUUUUUCUUGAAGUCCCUAUUUAGCAAAGGAUGCGGGUAUGGAUGUGUGAAGAAGUAAUCAACACUUACACACACCCACACUCGCUUGCCAUCAGCGAUCUGUCGAUUUUUCACUCUGUUUCUUCUUAUGGCUGCACAGUGCGAAAGAAAAAACAGCCAACAUCGACGCAAUUCCUGAUGACAACGAAAUGACGAACGACAGAACGAGAAAAUAUAUACGAUACAGUAGGUUUUACAUGUAAUCAGAGAAAAUAUUGUUUUUUGUUUGUGAAAGGUAAUGACGAAAGAGGCACACUGGAUUUCUCUCCUUUCGUUUUCAUUUUCUGGUCUACCUAGAUUGCUUAAUUUGAAUUCAAUUAUGAAUACAGUCAUCGCAGUUUGAAAUCAUUCCUAAAAAACGAAACAACAAGUCUGAGUCAACUUGUGAAUAAAGAAAUAGACGAAGAGGCAAACAAUUUUUGUCGGAAUUCGAAUCAUCAGUUGACGGAGGGGUGCUGUAAAAUGCCGGAUAAAAUGCAAGCAAUAACCUCUAUCUGACCUGGGGUGUGAGUGUGGGUGAGGAAGAGAUCAACACCCACACUAGCACCUAUCUACAUCCACCACACCCACACCCAACACUAGAGACCUACGGAAUACUCCGAAACCCGAUUCCAAGUCUGACUCCGUCGGAGUCGGAGUCAGCAAAACGAAAUUUUUCGAAGUCGGAGUCAGGUUUCGCAAUAAAAAAACCUGACUCCGUAGAUCUCUAUCCAUUACACUCACACCCACACCCACACCCACACCCGCACACCCACCACGCACACCAACACCCAACAUGCCCACAUCCACCACGCACACUCACACCCAACAUGCCCACACCCACAACACCGGCACCCACACACCCACACCCCACAUCCGCACACCCACACCCGCACACCCACACCCGCACACCCACAUCCACACCCACCACACCGGCACUCACACACCCAUACCCCACAUCCGCACACCCACACCCGCACACCCACAUCCACACCUACACCCCUCUUCUAUAUAAGUUGUGUUUGGAAGUAAUAAUAAACAAACAAAGUUAAGUACACUUUCCAAUUCCGCGAAAAAGAAGAUUUAUACGACAGAAUUAUUUUGCCUAUAAAAAGCAUCAAAAUACAAGCAUUCGUACGAUAAAAUUCACUGACAAAUAGCAAGUAAUAUAGAAUGGUAAUCUACCUGUUUACAUUAAGUUUAUUGUAAGCAAAAUAUUAAUAUAAUGUUCAUUUCUUGUAUCUUUUUAUUUUUUUCAGUUUAACGGCAAAUACUUUUGUACGAGGUCAGUACACUGGUUUUAUUUGAAAAUAUUUCAUACGAGUGCUCAGUAUAAUACUGUUGCUUGUCUAGGCCAAUCGUCAAUCACUUUAGCGGUUUGUCCAACAGCAUCGUGGAAUUCAAAUGGAACCAUUAUAGCAGGUGUUAAUGGACAAGGUUCGGCUUUCGAUCAACUAAAUUGUCCAACAGAUAUUGCUUUGACAUCAAGUCUUACUCUCUAUGUUACCGAUCAUUACAAUAAUCGUACUCUACAAUUUUCUAAUGGGUCCAGCAUGGGCAUGAAUAUUCCAGGAGGUUCAACUUACUAUUCACCGACUUCACUGUUCCUUGAUCUGAAUGAUAAUCUUUACAUCAAUGAUUUUGGAAAUAAUUUGAUUAAAAAAUUGAGUACUACAAAUAUUAUCUCGAUAGUGGCUGCUGUCAACACAAGUGGUGGGAUUUUUGUUGAUGUUAAUCAAAAUAUAUAUUACUCUUGUUCAACUAAUCAUCAUGUGAUUGAACAGACUUUAAGUGGAGCAACACGUCGAGUUGCUGGAAAUUCAACUCGUGGAUCAAGUUUGUCUCAACUUGAUACACCUGCCGGUAUCUAUUUAGACUCAAAUUCAAGUAUGUACAUUGCUGAUAUGAACAAUCAUCGCGUGAUUAAAUGGCUAAUGAAUGCUACAUCAGGUGUAAUCGUCGCUGGAGGCAAUGGGCCAGGAACAGCUCUCAAUCAACUUAACACUCCAACAUUUGUUUUAGUCGAUCAGUAUGGAACUGUGUAUGUAUCUGAAACUUUUAAUAAUCGUGUAACAAAAUGGUUACCUGGUAGCUCAACUGGUAUAGUAAUAGCUGGUGGUAGUGCAGGCACUGCUUUGAAUCAACUUUACACAAAUUAUGGAAUAAAAUUUGAUGCCACUGGUAAUCUCUACGUAGCAGAUUGCGCAUCUUACCGAGUACUGAAAUAUCAAAUCAUUAAUCCUUGUUCAGUCAGUGCGACUGUUUCAACAACAGUGGUAUCGACAGUAACUAGUAUUACUAUCAACACAAGUACAAACAUGAACAAUGGAAGUACUAACACAAAUAUUGGAUCAAUAACAUCAACUUUUAUAACGAACGCAACCACCUCAUUAUUAUCAUCAACAUUCGUGAGCAGUAAUUCUAGCUCGAUUCAAUCAAACACACAAACAAAUAAUGCAGUUUUGAAGACACAUAGUGCAUUUAUGAGCCUAACAAUAGCACCGAUGUUGAUUAUGUGUUGGCACUUUUUUAAUGUUUCAUGA
This is a messenger RNA of Rotaria sordida, 6427 nucleotides long. NCBI's taxonomy places the organism in Eukaryota, Metazoa, Rotifera, Eurotatoria, Philodinida, Philodinidae. The record is from the annotation of a GenBank genome assembly.